AUGAGAAUUGGUCGUUUCGCUGCAGCGGCCCGUGGGGUCUCCAGAGUCUCCAGAGACACGGCGAUCAGAUCACCGUGGCAGAUUUUGAGCCAAUGGAAGGAGCAGGGCAAAGCUGCUGCAGACCAUGUUGGAGCUUUGUACAACUUGGGUCGUAUGACCAGAGGGCGAGGCACAAGCGAAAGCAAGGCAGACUGGGAGCGCCAUGAUGCCAUGCAGCUCGGGUUGCAGGAUGACCCGAUGUUUGCCGACCUCCUUGUGGCGAUCCAAGAUUCCAUCCCUGAGCUCGAUCAAAAGGGUCUUUCACGAGUUCUCAUGGGGUUGGGCGACACGCACGAAGAUUUGCCUUUUGGGCAUGCGACCACGCCGAAUGCACAUUUGCGGCGACUGUUUGCUGUUGUGGAAGGAACAUGUGCCAGAUUGCUUUCCACAUGGACUGGCGUACCAAGUGCUUCACUUGAUGACAGGGAUUUGGGAUUUCCAUUGUUUGCGCUAUCCCGGCUUGGUAUUUAUGACGAGAAGGUUUUCCAGACGGCAUCAGGGCUUUUAGCCGCAAAGCUCAGUGAGGAUCCACCUUUGCCGACCCAGGGGUUGCGACAAUGGCUGCUUGCUUGCAACAGCCUAAAUCAUUCCUUGACUGAAUUCAGCGAAAGCAUUGCUGGCUAUAAGCCAUCGGAAUCGUGGGUCAAAGAGGAGGACAGUCGAUUGCAUCAGAUGGCUGGGGCUUUAGCCCAUUUGUCGACUCCGGAUCCGUUAUUGUCCAAUGUGAUUGGUGAGGUGAUUGCUAGGCCCCCAUCUCACCUGCAGGGGAGCAAGGCUGUGGCCCUGUACGGUUUGAAGGUCGUUGAUCUCUUGAGCAAAGCCGGCUGCUUGCAAAGUGAUGCUCAGUUGCUGCCAGAGCACGGUAGAGUGCUAGACCAAGCUCUGGAACAGAAAUCCAAGGUGGUUCGACGGGCUUCGCAUCUUGAGAACGUACUUGGCAAUGCAUUGUCUAGAUGUGGCUUUGAACCCUGUCAGGAUGUGGUAGUGAGCCCGGGCCUUUCAGCAGACUUUCAAUGCACAGUCAAUGGCAAUAGUUUCUUUGUUGAAGUUGAGGGACCUUCACAUUUCUGUGUGCGGCCAUUCUGGCGACCCCGUGGACGAGCAGUGCUGAAACAACGGGUCUUUGCAUCUCAAGGUUGGCCUUUGGUGUCCAUUCCUUACUGGAUUGCUGCACCUCCGGGAGCGUAUAUCCGCCGUGGCUUGCCUGGAAGACCACCCAGCUUGGAAGUCAGCGAGAAGGAACUCAAGGAUCUGGUGAGAGAGCAAUUGGAUGUUUGGCAUAGCACCUGCAAAGAGCACCAGGUGAGGCAAUGGUGGGCAGCAGACAGAGCUGCAGCCUUGGAGCUCCUGUUCAGAAGGCCAGUCCCUCCUGCUGGACCAGCGGUGGCAGCUGCCAUUGGAGCCUGCGGGAAAGGAGGAGCUUGGCAGCAUGCAGUGUCCUGCUUAGAGGGCAUGAAGGCUUCCAAGGUUGAUUUGAAUGCAACAUGCUAUGGAAUAGGAGUGAGUGCCUGUGCACGGAAUGACAAGGUUGAUGCAUCGUUCGUCCUCUUAGAGGCAGCGCUUGCUGAAGAUUUGGAGCCUGGGCUUCUAAGCUAUACUUCGACGCUAUCAGCGUGCCGGCGGUUGCAGCGCUGGGAAAGUGCCAUCAAAAUCAUCACCACGAUGAAGGACAGGGCCAUACAACCAGAUGCCGUGUGCAGCAGUGCAGCCUUGUCAUUUUCGGCAUUCAGCGACUGGCAAGGAGCCCUGCAGCUCUUGCAGGAAGCCAAGGCAGCUCAGUUGGACCAGGCCAAGGGCCUCAAGGAAAGACACAACAAAGCCGGGCAGUACUUGCACCGGAAACUCCUGGAUGUUGCAGCUGUCAAUGCUGCCUCUAGUGUUUGCGAAAGAGCUUCGCAGUGGCCAGCUGCCUUGUGCCUGUUUGAUGAGCUUUGCUCCACUUCCAUGGGCCUUGCAAUUCGACCAGACCAAGUCAGCUUCAAUGUUGCCAUCUCCAGCUGGGGUCAAGGUAAACAUUGGGAGAAUGCCUUGCGCAUCUUGGCCCAAAUGCCUUGGGGGCAAACAACUCCAGAUGCCGUAAGCUACACGUCAGCAAUCAGCGCAUGUGAGCGGGCGUUGGAAUGGAAGCAAGCUGUUGCAUUGCUUGAGGCGAUGAAGCUGCAAAGGAUUCAACCAAGCGUGCUUUGCUAUGGGGCUGCAAUUGGUGCUGGGCAUUGGCUCACGGCUUUCCAGCUCUUGGAGGCGAUGAAAGCAGACAGGCUUCAGCCUUCAACAGUUUGCUUCAACGCGGCCAUCAAUGCCUGCAGGCGCGACCAUGAGUGGCAGCAUGUGCUCAGGCUCCUGAGCAAAAUGCCAGAGGAGGCUGCUCCAAGCAUUGUAACCUUCAACUCCGCAAUCACCUGUUGCGAGAGAGCCUUCGCAUGGCAUGCAGCUCUUGGCUUGAUGGAAGAGGCUUACCGAGCACAUCAACAGCUGAACGUGGUCACCUUUGGGGCAGCCAUCACUGCCUGCAGGCGCGCAACGCAGUGGCAAAGGGCUGUCGCCUUGAUGGAGAAGAUGACCCUCCUCGGCAUUCAGCCAGAUCCUGAAUGUCAGCGGGUGGUGACACUGGCCUUGAUGGAGGCAGGCCGCGCCAAGGAGGCUUCACGCCUUCUUCGUGAGGUCUCUGGAACAGUUGCGGGGGAAGGUUUCCAACAACCACUGAGAGCAGAUGGCCGGGGUGAGCUGGAUUUGCAGAACAUGUCUGCGGAGGUUGCCACGGUGACUGCACGAGCAGCGAUUCAAGAGGCCGCAACCCGGAAGUUCAAAGCGCAGGACCUCAGCAUCAUCCUCAACGGAAAGGGCACGGCUUCGGCACACGUUGCGGCAAUGGUGCGCGCACUGGGCCUUCCGAUCAGAUUGGCCGAGAAGCCCACACGGGUCUUGGUGCCCCUGAGAGCAAUCCGUGCAAAGUGGAGAAGUGGAGCUGCGCCAGAAAAGUGA
Messenger RNA from Cladocopium goreaui, 3021 nucleotides. NCBI's taxonomy places the organism in Eukaryota, Dinophyceae, Suessiales, Symbiodiniaceae. The record is from the annotation of a GenBank genome assembly.